GCACGCGACGCGACGGAAAAGCGAUAUCUGGGUCCAUCACAAGACGAAUCACAGAUCCCGCCAGCAACCAUGGAUGACGAUCUAUAUGACGAGUUCGGAAACUUCAUAGGCGAAGAAGCCGAAGCUUCAGAAGAAGAAUCGCAACAUGGCGUAGAUGUGGGCAAUUAUGCCUACGAUGACGAAUACCCAGAGGCGGCCGCGGAAGCCCCCGUUGAGGAUCGCAUGGACGUCGACGACGAAGGGCCUUCCAACGCCGUAGUCCUCCAUGAAGACAAGCAAUAUUACCCCACCGCUGCCCAGGUGUACGGCGAGGAGGUCGAGACAUUGGUGCAAGAGGAAGAUGCGCAACCGCUGACACAACCCAUAAUUGCCCCCAUCGAGCAGAAGAAGUUCAACAUCGAGGAGGCCGACCUACCCCCAGUCUAUUUCGAUCGCAGUUUCAUGACUGAUCUCAUGAACUACCCGGAACAGAUUAGGAACAUUGCUCUGGCCGGACAUCUACAUCACGGCAAAACGGCGUUUAUGGACAUGCUUGUUCUCGAGACGCACGCCAUCACAGACAGGUUGGAAAAGCGGACAGGGAAAAGGCGUGAUGAGCAGCUCAGAUACACCGAUGUCCAUGUUAUUGAACGGGACCGGGGGGUGUCGAUCAAGGCCGCGCCUAUGAGCCUGGUUCUCCCCAGCACCAAGGGGAAGUCGCAUCUUCUUAACAUCAUCGACACUCCCGGCCACGUGGACUUUGUUGACGAGGUCGCCGCAUCCUUGCGGCUGGUUGAUGGCGUGUGCCUGGUGGUCGAUGUGAUAGAGGGAGUGCAGGUCAACACCGAGCAGAUCAUCAAGCACGCCGUUCUCGAAGAUAUCCCCCUCACACUGAUCAUCAACAAAUUGGAUCGGUUGAUAUUGGAGCUGAAACUGCCGCCUUCCGAUGCGUAUUUCAAGCUGAAGCACGUUGUGGAGGAGGUGAACACCGUUAUUGAGAACACGAUUCCUGGACGGGGCGAGGAGAAGAGAAUAAGUCCCGAAAAGGGCAAUGUUCUCUUUGCCUGCACUUCCAUGGGGUGGUGCUUCACAUUGCGGUCGUUCGCCAAGAUGUACUCGGACAGCUUCGGCGGAGUCAACGUUGAUGAGUUCGCUCGGCGCUUGUGGGGCGAUGUUUAUUUCAACCCCCAAAAACGCAACUUUACGAGGAAGAAGAUCGAGGAGGGAUCAAAGAGGUCUUUCGUCAACUUUGUCCUGGAGCCGAUAUACAAGCUCUUCUCCCACACGAUCAGCGAUAGCCCGGAAGACCUGAAGCAAACAUUGGGGAAACUGGGGAUCGAACUCAAGCCAUCUCAGUACAAGGCAGAUCCGAAAGUCCUACUGAAACUGGCGUGCGAACAAUUCUUCGGGCCAUCAACCGGGUUCGUGGAUAUGGUCUGCCAGCAUAUCCCCUCACCUGCCGAAGCCGCCGAGAAGAAGAUCGGGCAGUACUAUACCGGUCCUCUCGACACCAAAGUUGCAGAGUCAAUGAAGAAAUGUGAUCAAAACGGGCCACUAGUUGUCUACGUGACCAAACUGUUUAACACCGCCGAUGCCAAGAGUUUCUACUCAUUCGGACGCGUUAUGAGCGGCAUUGCACGACCAGGAACAGAAGUUCGAGUUCUUGGUGAGAGUUACUCACUGGACGACGAAGAAGACAUGGUGUUGGCGAAGAUAUCGGACGUUUUCAUCGCUGAAACGCGAUACAACAUCCCGACGGACGGCGUGCCGGCAGGCAACUGGGUUCUUCUGGGAGGCGUCGACAAUUCGAUCGUUAAGACGGCCACCAUUGUGGAUAAGAAGUUUGAAAGCGACGAAGAUGCCUACAUCUUCAAGCCGCUAACCCACUUUACCGACUCCGUCGUCAAGGUCGCCGUCGAGCCCAUCAACCCGUCUGAGCUACCUAAGAUGCUUGAUGGUAUCAGAAAGAUCAACAAGAGCUACCCCCUAAUCACCACCAAAGUGGAGGAGUCCGGCGAGCACAUCAUCCUAGGGACCGGCGAACUGUACAUGGACUGCGUGUUGCAUGACCUUCGGCGGCUUUACGCUGACAUGGAAGUCCGGGUGUCGGACCCAGUCGUCCGGUUCUGCGAAACGGUCCAAGACAUGUCGGAAACCGGCUGCUAUGCCAUCACGCCUAACAAAAAGAAUAUCAUCACCAUAGCGGCGGAGCCGCUGGAUGACGGGAUUGCAAAAGACAUCGAAUCGGGGGCGGUGAAGAUCCGGGACCCUCCACGGAAAACUGCCAAGUUCUUCGAAGAGAAGUACGGAUGGGACAUGCUCGCGGCCAGAAGCAUCUGGGCGUUUGGUCCCGACGAUAUGGGGCCGAACAUCCUACAGGAUGACACACUGCCGGCCGAGGUUGACAAGAAGCGGUUAAUGACGGUAAAAGAGUCCAUCAAGCAGGGAUUCAGCUGGGCAACCCGAGAAGGCCCACUAUGUGAAGAACCCAUACGCAACGCCAAGUUCCGACUCAUCGACGUCCAGCUGGCACAAGAAGCCAUCUUCCGUGGCGGUGGGCAAAUCAUCCCGACCGCUCGUCGCGCAUGCUACGCUGCCUUCCUGGCGGCCGGCCCCCGGCUUAUGGAACCCGUGUAUUCGGUCUCUGCAACAUGUCGUGAUGACGCCCGUAGCCACCUCUACAACAUCCUAGCCCGGCGACGCGGCCAUGUGCUCUUCGACGGUCCCAUCGCGGGGACACCACUUCACCGGGUCAACGGCCUCAUGCCGGUCAUCGACGGCUUCGGCUUUGAGACGGACCUGAGGAUCCAUACCGAGGGCAAAGCCAUGGUGAGCCUGGUGUUUGACCGAUGGAAUAUCGUGCCGGGCGAUCCGCUCGACAGGGAGAUGGUCACGCGGAACUUGCAGAUGGCGGCGCCGCUGGCAACGGCGAGGGAUUUCAUGCUGAAGACGAGGAAGAGGAAGGGACUGAGCGAUGACGUCAGCGCGGAGAAGUUCUUGGAGCCAGAUCUGUACAAGCAGUUGGUGGCGAAUGGCACUUUCGUGGAGAGGUGAUUGAGUGGUCGACAUCGGUGUUGGAGGCGUUACUGUACCGUGUACCGGGAAAGGGGCUAUAGGUUCUACAGAUGGCUACUUUAGACCAUGACAGUCGUGGAUAUCUUGAAUCAGGCAUCUGUGCGUCUCAUGGCACACUCUCGUCGGCGUAUCACCUCAGCAUCAGCUGCACCUCAGGUCAUCUCAGUCGGUCUUUGGGGAAGGGACUGGUUUCAGCGUCCGCCUGCAAUACUUUGUGGUUGUGGCCAGCCCGGACAAUACGCAGUAGUAGCUCACCCGUUUUAGUGCACUCGCC
Messenger RNA from Chaetomium strumarium, 3328 nucleotides. Its product is annotated as P-loop containing nucleoside triphosphate hydrolase protein. The coding region runs from base 70 to 3033 and encodes 987 amino acids. Gene Ontology annotation, molecular function: GTPase activity; U5 snRNA binding; GTP binding. Lineage: Eukaryota; Fungi; Ascomycota; Sordariomycetes; Sordariales; Chaetomiaceae. The transcript has 5 exons. Gene Ontology annotation, cellular component: U4/U6 x U5 tri-snRNP complex; U2-type catalytic step 2 spliceosome; cytosol. The record is from RefSeq and is a predicted model, not a curated record. Gene Ontology annotation, biological process: mRNA splicing, via spliceosome.